This is a messenger RNA of Xenopus laevis (African clawed frog), 3070 nucleotides long. RefSeq names its product guanine nucleotide-binding protein G(I)/G(S)/G(O) subunit gamma-4 (gene gng4.L). The record is from RefSeq and is a predicted model, not a curated record. The transcript has 4 exons. Bases 609 to 836 code for a protein of 75 amino acids. Lineage: Eukaryota; Metazoa; Chordata; Amphibia; Anura; Pipidae.
ACGCGCAGUCACAGCAAGCGGGUUGUUACGCCUGUAAUGGACUGGCUGAGCACAAUGCCCUUUGGUACCCAAGCAGGGAAGCAAGACUAGAAUGCUGUCACGCAUCUCCCUCUCAUGUACCUGUGAAGUGCACAGGAAUCCCUUGUAUCGCCAUUAGGGGUGUGGGAGCGCGAGGGAGCGAUUUUUGGGAAGGUCUUCCCCAGGGCACUGCCAGGCUCUGCUGCUGGUUUAUAUGAGGGGGAGGUUUCAGCGUGGGUGCGAGGGACGGCGCGUUUCCAUAGUGAAUCAAUUAGAGGUGUAUUCAAGCCUGGGAGCUGGAAUAAGCAAAUCGCUCUGGCCAUUGCUUAUUUUACUGCCGUGCACGCUUAGUCGCACCAGGCAUAGUCCUCUUUUGUGCGACCGGAUGCACUGACUUGUCUCAGGGAGGAUGUCAGAUUGCUCUUCCACAGCCUUUCGUUAGGUCAUUUCCCCUGGAUGAUGAUGUGACUUUGGUAACCCUGCAGCUGCCCAAAAUAAAAAGGUUUGCAUGAAAAGGACUACUUUGUGCUUAGAUAUUCACACCUAAGCCCUCUCUGUAAAUUAUUCAACCCCAGGCACUGAAGCAGACAAUGAAAGACAGCAUGUCUAACAAUAGCACAACUAGUAUAUCUCAAGCAAGAAAAGCAGUGGAACAACUUAAAAUGGAAGCAUGUAUGGACAGGAUUAAGGUGUCCAAGGCUGCUGCUGAUUUAAUGGCCUAUUGUGAUGCUCAUGUAAGAGAAGACCCCCUAAUUCUUCCAGUGCCUGCAUCGGAAAAUCCUUUUAGGGAGAAGAAAUUCUUUUGUACCAUUCUUUGAAUUGGUCUUAGUCAAAUAUCCAUAUAGUUUAAGCAUGUCAUCUGCUUAACAGGACUUUACCAAGGUUGUUAACAACUGAAACCAUAGUCUCAGAAUUUCUAGAAGCACAAGGCAUUGUCACCAGAGAUAUUUAUGUGAUUUUGUUUAUUUUUUAUCUUUAAAUCAAGGUAGUAAUCAUUGUGCUAAGACAUUCAUGAAUAUAGGAGCAGAAAAGGCAUGUAACUGUAAAAAGCACAUAUUCAGCAAUAUUAAUUCAUGGAAGUAUUUCAUUUCUAUUUGAGUAUUUCUUCAUGUUUUUAUAAUAUUCAAACAUGUUCAAAGGGAGACUGAGGAAAAAAAUCAUAGAGGUUUUACUCACUGAAACUUUUCUCCAAUGCCAAACUACAGCCACAACUGUAAAUACUAACUGUUUUAUAAGGUAUUAGCAUUUUGUUAUUUUUGUAAUGGAGAAGCCUACAGUUUGUUUUGUUUUGUUAUGUUCUUUUACUAGUUAAAUGAAUGAAAUGUCAUUCAGUUUUAUGAAUAGUAAAAUUGUACUUAUUUAAAGUGAAAGUUAAAAAAUGUCAUAAAGGGGAUUUUGAUAAAAUAUAUGUGUAUUCUUUACAGCAUUUUGAAAUCCUGUCUAGUGUAAUAACAAACAGCAUGCUUUGCAAGUGUCAAUCUUUUAUCCUUAGGAUAAUUAUGUAUUAUUUCGAGAAACAUAUUUUAAUUUCAGUAGUGUUUUAGAGAAUUAUAAAAUAAUUCAUUAGAUUUGUUUCAUUUUUAUUGUAAGACCAUUGUAAUGAGAAUCUGAAUUUAUUAAAACACUAUAGGGGUCAUUUAUGUCUGCAAGUGCAUUGGGCUAAGUGCAAUUUCAAGCAUGAUCGCCAUGUUAUACCCUCAAUGCAGAGUUUUUCUCCAUGAUUGUUGUAUAAUUCCAGCAUAAUAGUGGUUGUACUUCAGUACGAAUCAAGAGCAAUUGCACUGAAUCCUUUCCAUGUCUGGUUGUCAUUUCCAGCAUUUGGUGUAACUGUGCUGUGUCAAUUGCUGCAGGGAGGGAACCUGGAGCUACCAUCUGGUUUGGAGGUGGUUGUAGCUCCACAGUUUCCCUGCAUCAUAAGGUACACCUAGGGGAAAUUUGAAACAUAAGGUAAGAGGAAAGCAUCAGCACUGAGGGCAUCUAAACAAAAGGGCAAGGAGCGCAUAUUGAAACACGUACCUUUGAAGGGGUUGUACAUCUUGGAGUGAACUUAUAGUAUGAUGUAGUGAGUGAUAUUUUUAGACAAUAUGCAAUUGGUGUUUUUGCGGUUUCUGAGUUAUUUCGAUAUUUAUUCAGCAACUCUCCAAUUUGCAAUUUCAGCAAUGUGGUUGCUAUGGUCCAAAUUACCCUAGCAACCACCUAUUGAUUUGAAUAAGAGACUGGACUAUGAAUAGGAGAUGGUCUGAAUAAAAAGAUGAGUAAUACAAAGUAGCUCUAAAUUUGUAGAAAGUUGUGUAAAUUUGAUAUCUGGGACAAGUCAGAAGAAAAAGGCAAAUAAUUUAAAAACUUUAAACAAUUAGGACCAAUUGAAAAGUUGCAUAGAAUUGGCCGUUUUUUAACAUACUAAAAGUUAAUUUAAAGGUGAACCACUCCUUUAAUGAAUGGGAUUUUGUAACUGCCCUUGUGGUAUAAUAUGACCCCAAAUGUAUAAUUUUGCAAAUAUGUGUCCAUAGUUCACAGUUGCCCUUCAUUUUCACGAACAGCCCCUACUGUUUUGAAUUGCUUUCUAGGUAAACAUCCCUGAUUUUUAAAACAGAUCAGCUGCACAGAAGUAUUUUAAUUAUCAUAUAGCCACAAAUCAGAUCUCAGGGUUCUUGGUUUGAAACCUACAGUUAUUGGAAAGGGAUGCUUAAAACUCAGCCUUAUUGCUAUAAGCAUUUGAAUUACCCUUAGGUUGUUUGUUAGGUAUGGCAUAUGGUGUUCUCUUUGUACGCAGCUCAUGUGUGAUGCAGGAGGGUCAGUAGCAAAAUGUUCCUGUAUAUUUGUUUGAAUGUUGGUAAUUGUAUUUGUCUGACUAUUCAGCUGACAUUAGAGCUUUUCGUAUGUUGUUGGCUGAUGAGCCAUUGACCAUACCCUCAAUUCUUGUUUGAACUAGGGGUGCUUUUUUGACAAAAGGCAAACUGAAAAAGCCAUUCCUGGUAACUUCAAGGGGCGAGGGGGGUGGCAUGUUAUAGGUAGCCUCAGUACAGCACCCAGGGCAGCCAUCAGGGGGGGA